AUGGGUACGGAGCUUGCAGUGACCCUGACGGAGGCGCAUCGACGUACCCAGGUCCAUCCGGGGACGGCACAGCGGAUGGAGACUGGCAUGAGGGGGGUCAAGCCGCGGGAACCAGACGAGGCUAAACUGGUCACGGAGUUAAGGAUGGCAACAGGAGCCCGGGGGGAAGGGAAAGCUGCGAGAAGUGGGCGAGCUGGGAGAACAGUGGGGAGAAUGCGCCGGAUGCGCCGGCAUCAUUGGCAGGCGGGUGCGGAUGGGGGAUCCAGUAGAUCGUCCCAAGUUGAUCCCAGUGAGACUGGCAAUGGUGUCAGACACGCUCAGUCGAGCAGAGCAACAGGGCUCUGCGAAUGCUGGGAUGCUGAUCCGUAUUUUCUGGAUCUUCGGGCAGGUGGGACCCUCGGGGAGAACUGGGCGGUGUAUUGCGAUACCGUACGAUACGUGCUUACCUCACGCUUCUCGCUGAAUGUCACGCCUGGCGUGGAGUCCUCGUCGCUCCUAACCGUUGCGGCCCCUCGCGGCCCCUCCGAAUGCGACAGCAGACAGCGGUCAUCUUCAUUAAACUACCCCGAUGACGCCGUUGCAGGCGCAGAGAUUGCCGUUUCAGCCUACUUUUGA
Messenger RNA from Penicillium argentinense, 615 nucleotides. RefSeq lists its product as uncharacterized. The transcript is spliced from 2 exons. The record is from RefSeq and is a predicted model, not a curated record. Lineage: Eukaryota; Fungi; Ascomycota; Eurotiomycetes; Eurotiales; Aspergillaceae. The coding region runs from base 1 to 615 and encodes 204 amino acids.